AUGGUACGCCAUUUCGAGUAUGAGGCUGUCGUAGGAGAACCUCAACUCAAAGACGCUGUGAGCGGCUUCGUGAAAAGUCUCUUCUAUCUUCGCUCUUGUGGGAAAUUCACCUAUAGCAAGGACGGGAAAUGCGACAUGGGAAAAAUGGAAGAAAAGGAUGUUUGGUGUGAAAGCUUCCCGCUGGUGUACAUCUGCGCCACAUCACCUGAAUUCGACAAGGACAUCUCUGAAUUCAUCGACGAGUUCUGCAAAGCGCUGAAGGCUUCUGAGGAACGCAAUGGGGAAAGGAAGGGAAGCAUCUACGUUGAGCUGUACGAAAUUAAGACCGAGGAACGCUUCAUGAUCACUUCCACCACCGAAGAAGUCUGGGAAAAAUACACUCUCAACUUCACGAUGAAGGACAAUUUCGAGAUGAAAGUCAGACACGGGAGGAGGAUUCAAGACGCGAUCGUCAAGAUGUGUAAAGAAGCAUGCGAUCAGCCGGAUGCCUCAGCAAGGACGUGCGUCGAAGAGAGUAAGAUCGGAGACAAGUUCAUCACCAAGUACUCUGACGUGCAACCUUUCCGCUAUCGCAUAAGCCACGAAACGGGUCACAAGGGCUUCAAACUUCUCAACAUGUUUGGAUUCUCUUAA
Messenger RNA from Galendromus occidentalis (western predatory mite), 633 nucleotides. RefSeq lists its product as uncharacterized. Gene Ontology annotation, biological process: autophagy; autophagosome assembly. Gene Ontology annotation, cellular component: phagophore assembly site; Atg1/ULK1 kinase complex. The transcript has a single exon. Lineage: Eukaryota; Metazoa; Arthropoda; Arachnida; Mesostigmata; Phytoseiidae. The record is from RefSeq and is a predicted model, not a curated record. Bases 1 to 633 code for a protein of 210 amino acids. Gene Ontology annotation, molecular function: protein kinase binding.